Messenger RNA from Fusarium proliferatum ET1, 1104 nucleotides. RefSeq lists its product as uncharacterized. The record is from RefSeq and is a predicted model, not a curated record. The coding region runs from base 1 to 1104 and encodes 367 amino acids. Gene Ontology annotation, molecular function: metalloendopeptidase activity. The transcript has 2 exons. Lineage: Eukaryota; Fungi; Ascomycota; Sordariomycetes; Hypocreales; Nectriaceae. Gene Ontology annotation, biological process: proteolysis.
AUGCGCUUCUGUCCGACACUGGCUUUCGUGGCCUAUCUUGCAUCUGGCGUUCAAGCGCACUUGCCUCGCUAUAGGCAUACGCGAAACCCUAAGGCCUUGACCGUCUCUCUGGAGCCUGUAUCUGGACAAUCGGCUCAGGUCAAUGUAUCUAUCAGGAACGACGGACAUACUGAUCUGAAUCUCCUCAAAAUUGGUACAAUUCUUGAUGAGCGACCUGUCAAGAAACUGUCUCUGGUGGCUGAGAGCGGAAAUGAGGCAUCUUUCAUGGGCAUUGAGCUGAGCCUCUACUAUGAUGGACUCGUGGCCAAGCACUUUGAGACGCUCAAAGCCGGGUCUUCUAUCUUUCGAACUGUUGACUUAUCUACCAUGUACGACCUGAAGGCUGGUAUAUACUCUGUAUAUGCUGAGGGUAGUAUCCCUCUUACUUCAAAGGAAUCUAGCAAGCCAAUUUCUGUUUCCUUCAAGUCCCCGGCUCUACCGAUAAAGAUCACCAAAGCUUCAUCAGCUGAGGCAAAGCAAAAAGCAUCCAAGCGUACCAUCCUGCAAGGAGACUCCUGCACUGCUGAUAAACUCGAGCUCACUGCCAAUGGUGUGAAGAACUGCGAAACUCUUGCCCGGGCUGCAGCGAAAGAUGCAUCUGACGUUCACUCCGCGAGGUUCGUCGAGUACUUCAAGUCGAACGAGACCACGGCUCGUGAGCACGUGACCGGCCGGCUCCUCGCCGUUGCUGAAGAGUGUUCCACUUCAGAUAGUGGUAACACACGGGUCUUUUGCAGAGAUGAAAUUGGGUACUGUGAGAGCGAUGGUCCCUUGAUCGCUUACACCACCUGGGUCAACGGCUAUGUCACCAUGUGUCCGCUGUUCUACGAUACGCUGCCUCCUCUACCGCAAAAGUGCCAUAAGCAGGACCACGCCACCACGACAAUCCACGAGAUGACGCAUGCUAGAGCCGUGUAUGAGCAGGAGGUUUCAACUCAGGAUUAUGCUUAUGGCUAUGAGAACUCUACUGCUUUGGAUCCUCUGUCUUGUCUUUACAACGCUGAUUCAUAUUCUCUUUACGCCAACGGUAAGUUCACUAGAAUCCAAGGCCCUAUCAAUGAUUGA